UUAAAAAUCCUCCGCUUAGAAGACAAUAAAUUUACGUUUGCACCUUAUAUACUACAAUUUGCCUGUAUGGUUAAUUUGAGAGAAGUGUAUGCUAGCGAUCAAAAUAGCGCUCAUAAUCCUCUUUUGUAUGAAAAGGAACCGACUGAAAGCUAUAGCGUAAUUACGAGUGACGAUUCUGGUUGUCCGUAUAUGCAAACUGAGUUCUUGCGAAAUAUAAGCAAAAGCACUGAAAACUGUCCUUAUUUUGAAAAUAACCAUAUAAAUGUGUCCUACCCAUAUUUUCCAAAGAGCCUAAAGAAAGUGGAACUUGCUCGUAGUAAUAUGAAAUAUAAUAUUACAACAUUUCCAGUUUUGCCAAUGAAUAACACGGCUGAAUACUUGGAUUUUUCUGACAAUAUCAUUUAUGCAUGGACAGGGCCUAUAGGACCAUUUCCCAAACUGAAAUAUCUGUAUUUAUCUCGAAAUUAUUGUUCACAUAUUGGAGUUGGGUUUUUUAACAACUUUAAAGCUGUUGAAAUUCUCCAGCUGGACGAAAAUUUCCUAGGAUUAGUUCUUUCAAAUGAACACUAUGGUCCCGUGAUAUUUGAAGGGUUAGUGAAUGUCAAAAUUUUGAACUUAUCAUCAAAUAUCAUAUCGUACUUACCACCAACAGUAUUUACAAACAUGUCAAGUCUAGAAACAUUAGAUUUAAGUGUGAACAGCAUCGAAUUUUGGACUAUUGAUGUAAAUACAUUAAACAAUUUGGUACAUUUGAAUUUGAAAUCUAAUUCUUUUCACGCGCUCCCUACUGUACUCACAAACAAACUUAAAUCAAACGCUAAGAAGAUCGGUAAAAAGUUCUCAAUUGAUCUUAGGAACAAUUCAUUCACAACAAACUGUGACGAAAAAGUGUUUCUAGAAUGGAUGGUCAAACACAGAGAUAAUAUGCUCCACUUUAAAGAUUACAUAUUCCGCAACAAAACAGGCGCGCCACUUUCAGCUGAACUAUUUGUUGAAGCCGUUAAUAAACUUGAUACAGAAUGUCGCUCGUACACAGUUGUAAUUGUUUUCAGUUCAAUCAGCAUCUCAGUAUUUCUUUCAAUUGCUGUUGGAGGUAUCAUCUACAAGAACCGCUGGAAAUUAAGAUAUUUAAUGAGGAUUACUAAAAUCAGACAAUUAGGCUAUAACAGACUUAAUAAUGAUCUGAAUGAAGAUUUUACAUAUGAUGCGUUCAUAUCUUAUGCAAAUGAAAACCUACGUUUUAUACUGGACAAGAUUAUUCCGCGUCUGGAGGAACAGGAAAUGAAGUUGUGUUUACACGAUAGGGACUUCUUACCUGGAAACAAUAUUGCAGACAAUAUAAUUGAAGCUAUAAGAAACAGCAGAAAAACUGUUGUAAUUCUAUCAAAAGAAUUCUUGAAAAGCAAAUGGUGCUUAUAUGAGUUCAACAUGGCGAGGAUGGAAAGUAUUUAUUCUCGAGGGGGUGAAAAUUGUCUUGUAGUUGUUAUGUUUGAAGAUGUCCCAACCAGAAAUAUGACCACUGAAAUGUUGCAAUGGAUAAAGUCCAAUACGUAUAUAGAAUACACGACAGAACGAGAAGGGGAACUACUUUUUUGGGAUAACCUUAUUGAAGCGUUAAGGCAAUGAUUUCAUGUCACCCAGUACUAGAAGUUUCAAUUUCAAGAAAUUUAAUCUUCCGCGUUUAUUAUUUCACGUGAUCAUAAACAUUAUUUCUUUGUAAUUUGAGACCGAUGUCUUAACUACGACAACGCUCCAACCUAAAUUAAGGUCUUCAUUCUCACUGCUCAUUAUGUGCGAUUUCAUGAAACGUCAGUUGAACCAGUGACUUAAAUAUAGACGAUAAAUAAGUAUAUUGAUUAAGGUUCUGACAUACCUCCAAUUCAACUUUUCUAAAUAGCACUGGCGUAGAUCUUACUCCGAUGAACAAGGCUAUUUGUUUUUAAACUUACAUUUUAUCUCCGGAUUAUAUAUAUAUUUAGAGAAUGUCAUUUUAUACUUCUAAAUCCUAAAUCUUUUAUUUUGACUCUCUGCUAAAUAACUCUUCUGAAAUCAAUAAAAUCUAAAGUAUGUUUAA
Messenger RNA from Mercenaria mercenaria, 2074 nucleotides. RefSeq names its product toll-like receptor 4. NCBI's taxonomy places the organism in Eukaryota, Metazoa, Mollusca, Bivalvia, Venerida, Veneridae. Bases 67 to 1626 code for a protein of 519 amino acids. Gene Ontology annotation, cellular component: membrane. Gene Ontology annotation, molecular function: protein binding; transmembrane signaling receptor activity. The transcript has a single exon. The record is from RefSeq and is a predicted model, not a curated record. Gene Ontology annotation, biological process: inflammatory response; immune response; toll-like receptor signaling pathway.